AUGGCGCCUGCGAGCCGGGCGGUUGUUAUGGUCGUGCUGACGGUGCUGUACCUCAGUGGGACCGUCCUCUCCACCGAGUACUUCUCCACUCUCACCCUCUUCAACAGCGAGCUCCACAAGCAGGGCUGCAGCUCGCUCUCCGACUGGGAGGAAUACACACAGGACUGCGAAUCGUCCAUUUUGCAGCUGGAGGACCCUGAUUGCGAGGAGGGGAGCAACUCACCGUGUGAAUCUAUCUUCUCUCUCAAUGCAGAGAAGAUCCUGAAGCAGGCCAAGCUGUUGAUAGAGCAGAAAAAAAUUCCGUUUCCUGUAGAAAACCAAAAUGCAAAUGAAGAACUGGCGAUUGGUUAUGUUCUCAUUGGGAACGGCCUCUUUGAUGAAGCCAUUAAGCAUUUCUCAAUUCUAUUACAGAGUGAGCCAGAGCUGGUCAGUGCCAUCUACGGCAGAGGGAUAGCAUACGGCAAGAAAAGUCUGCAGGAUAUAAAGAACGCAGACUUGGCUUUGUACGAGCUCAACAGAGUGAUCACUCUGGAGCCGACGUGGCCCGAGGUGUACGAGCAGCGAGCGGAGAUCCUGUCUCCUCUGGGCCGCAUCAGUGAAGCUCUGACAGAUUUGACCAAAGCCAUAUCUCUGCAGCCUUCAGCUCGACUCUACAGACACAGAGGGACGCUGCUCUUCAUCUCUGAGGACUAUGUGGCAGCCAUGGAGGACUUCCAACAGUCUUUGGAACUGAAGAGGAAUCAGCCGAUCGCCAUGCUCUACAAGGGCCUCACAUUCUUCCAUAGAGGGCUGCUCAAGGAGGCGAUAGAGACGUUUAAAGAAGCGCUGAAGCUAAAGUCAGACUUCAUUGAUGCUUAUAAGAGCCUUGGACAAGCCUAUAGAGAGUUGGGUGAUUUCGAGUCGGCGAUGGAGAGCUUUCAGAAGGCGCUUAUGCUGAACCAGAACCACAUCCAGUCUCUGCAGCUCCGAGGAAUGAUGCUGUACCACCACGGCUCGCUACAGGAGGCUAUAGGCAACUUUAAGAGAUGCCUGCAGCUGGAGCCGUACAAUGAGGUGUGCCAGUACAUGAAGGGACUCAGCCACGUGGCCAUGGGGCAGUUUUACGAAGGCAUCAAAGCUCAGACCAAAGUGAUGCUGAACGAUCCUCUCCUGGGGCAGAAGGCCAGCUCCGAAUACCUCAAAGUCAAAUACCUGAGAGAAUACUCUCGCUACCUGCACUCUCACCUGGACAUCCCGGUGGCGGAGUACAACGUGGACCAGAACUUACCGGGGAACUUUAAGAACCACUGGGCCAAAAACCUGCCUUUUCUCAUAGAAGAUUAUGAAGAGCAGCCGGGACUUCAGCCACACAUAAAACUGUGGCGUGGAGACUGUGGCGUGGAGACUGUGGCGUGGAGACUGUGGCGUGGAGACUGUGGCGUGGAGACUGUGGCGUGGAGACUGUGGCGCGGAGACUGUGGCGCGGAGACUGUGGCGCGGAGACUGUGGCGCGGAGACUGUGGCGCGGAGACUGUGGCGCGGAGACUGUGGCGCGGAGAGACUGUGGCGCGGAGACUGUGGCGCGGAGACUGUGGCGCGGAGACUGUGGCGCGGAGACUGUGGCGCGGAGACUGUGGCGCGGAGACUGGCGCGGAGACUGUGGCGCGGAGACUGCGGAGACUGCGGCGGGGAGACUGCGGCGGGGAGACUGGCGCGGUGACUGUGGCGGGGAGACUGUUGUGA
Messenger RNA from Knipowitschia caucasica, 1722 nucleotides. The record is from the annotation of a GenBank genome assembly. Lineage: Eukaryota; Metazoa; Chordata; Actinopteri; Gobiiformes; Gobiidae.